AUGGAAUGCGUCGGCUAUAGGUUCUUCUCGUCGUCGUUGCUGUUCGCAUUCGACGCCGAUGCAGCGGAUUCGACCACAGACGAUGCCAUUCGGUUACGGCUCAUCGACUUUGCCCAUUCAACUCUGCCCGGAUUUGCGCAGGUGAAUAAUAGAUCGUGUCUAAAAGGCGGAAAUGUCCCCAUAGAAGUCGGCUGA
Messenger RNA from Cooperia oncophora, 195 nucleotides. Lineage: Eukaryota; Metazoa; Nematoda; Chromadorea; Rhabditida; Trichostrongylidae. The record is from the annotation of a GenBank genome assembly.